Camarhynchus parvulus is the source of this 402-nucleotide messenger RNA. Its product is annotated as GPI-linked NAD(P)(+)--arginine ADP-ribosyltransferase 1-like. The record is from RefSeq and is a predicted model, not a curated record. Bases 1 to 402 code for a protein of 133 amino acids. Gene Ontology annotation, molecular function: NAD+-protein-arginine ADP-ribosyltransferase activity; NAD+ poly-ADP-ribosyltransferase activity. Lineage: Eukaryota; Metazoa; Chordata; Aves; Passeriformes; Thraupidae. The transcript has 2 exons.
AUGGCCCUCCUGGCUCAGACCCUGGCACUGCUGGCAAUGACUGUGACCACUGCAGCCAUCAAGGUGGUGCCCCUGGACAUGGCCAGGGACUCCUUUGAUGAACAGUACCAGGGCUGCACCCCUGCCAUGAUCACGGCGUUGCCAGGCCUCAACCACUUUGAGUUCCAGGUGAAUCCUCUCUUCACCCAGACAAGGGUGAAGGCCGAGGCUGCGUGGCACAAGCGGGGAAUUCUGGAAAACUUCCACUUCAAAACGCUGCAUUUCCUUCUGACUCAGGCUCUGGUGACACUGAGGCACGCUCAGAAUGGGCAGUGUCACCACGUGUUCCGGGGUGUGCAUGAUGUCCGGUUCCAGGCACGGUGUGGCCAGAAGGUCCGGUUUGGUCAAUUCACAUUUUAUUAA